AUGUCAGCCUUGGCUUGGAUUGGGACAACACUGGUUACUCUGGUUGCUGUUGCAUAUUUGGUGCAAUUGAGGAGGAAGAAGAAGUAUAGCAGAUUACCUCCGGGUCCAACAGGCCUCCCAUUACUGGGACACCUCCAUUUGAUAGGCAAAUUCCCUCACCAAGAUCUCCACCGGCUAUCCAGAGCACACGGUCCCAUCAUGUACCUCAACUUUGGCUUUGUUCCUGUCAUCAUCGUCUCAUCCCCUGCAGCUGCAGAGCAAUUCCUCAAGACCCAUGAUCUCAAUUUUGCAAGUAGGCCACGUAGAGAAGCUUUCAAGUACAUGGUAUACGAGCAGAGGAACCUGGUGUUUGCCCCUUAUGGCCCUUACUGGCGAAACAUGCGCAGACGGCAAGAGGUCGGUUUUCUGAUUGAGUCCAUUCAAAAGGCUGCGUUGGAUGGCAUUACAGUGGAUCUUAGCACCAAGGUGUCAUCCACAAAUGCAGACAUCACCUGCAGAAUGGUAUUUGGGAAGAAAUACGCAGACCAAGAUCUGGAUGAAAGGGGGUUUAGAGCAGUAAUGCAAGAAGGAAUGCGUUUAUCUGCAACUCCCAACAUUGGGGAUUAUUUCCCUUAUAUUGGGGCCCUGAAUUUGCAGGGAUUGAAUGGACGCCUGAAGGCUCUUGGCAAGGUCCUUGAUAAAUUCCUUGAGAAGAUAAUUGACGAGCACGUUCAAUCCAAACCCACAGAACAAGUACAGCACAAAGACUUUGUUGACAUCAUGUUGGCCUUAAUGGAAUCCCGGGAACCAGAGUUCAGGAUUGAUCGGGCCCAUGUCAAAGCCAUUAUGCUGGUAAUUUAA
Thlaspi arvense is the source of this 840-nucleotide messenger RNA. The record is from the annotation of a GenBank genome assembly. Lineage: Eukaryota; Viridiplantae; Streptophyta; Magnoliopsida; Brassicales; Brassicaceae.